Molecule: messenger RNA, 1968 nt
Organism: Carassius auratus (goldfish)
Lineage: Eukaryota; Metazoa; Chordata; Actinopteri; Cypriniformes; Cyprinidae
Product: dehydrogenase/reductase SDR family member 7B-like
Exons: 7
Coding region: 79-1008 (309 amino acids)
Cellular component (GO): membrane
Molecular function (GO): oxidoreductase activity
Source: RefSeq, a predicted model, not a curated record
GGAUGGCCGAGAUCACGUGAUGCUGUUGAGUUCCGGAUUCUCCAUUCAAUCACAUAGGUCUUAGUUUACGAGUGACACAUGGAGCGUGUGUUAGGUUUAGGCGUUGGGCCACUGGCAGCUGGGACUGUGGGGCUGCUGGUUUUGCUGAAAGUGAUCCAGAGACUGAGACACAGGCUGAGUGUACAGGACAAAGUUGUGGUGAUCACUGGAGCCAGUUCAGGCCUGGGCAAAGAGUGUGCGCGGCUCUUCCAUGCGGCGGGUGCCCGGCUGAUCCUGUGCGGACGGGACCACAAGAGACUGCAGGAGGUCGUGAAGGAGCUGGGAAACAAAAACAGUGCGAUACAGACUUACACUCCCUGCACUGUCACCUUUGACCUCUGCGACACAUCUGUGGUUUCCAGCGCCGCCGAGGAGAUUUUGAAGUGCCACGGUCAUGUCGAUGUCCUCAUCAACAAUGCAGGCAUUAGCUACCGUGGCAAGAUCCUGGACACCCAUGUAUCAGUGCAGCGAGAUGUCAUGGAGACUAACUACUUCGGUCCGGUUGCUCUCACACAAGCCAUUCUGCCUUCGAUGGUGGAUAGACGCAUUGGUCAUAUUGUUGUCAUCAGCAGCGUGCAGGGAAAGAUCUCCAUACCGUACAGAUCUGCAUAUUCUGCAUCUAAGCACGCGACGCAGGCCUACUGUGACUGUUUGAGGGCAGAGGUGGAGCGGUUGGGCCUGCAGGUGUCCGUCAUCAGCCCUGGUUACAUCAGAACUAACCUGUCCAUCAAUGCAGUCACGGGGGACGGCUCGAAAUAUGGAGUAAUGGAUAAAACCACAGCGAGGGGGUCGGAUCCGGUGGACGUGGCACAUGCUGUUCUGAAAGCUGUCUGUCACAAACAGAAAGACGUUGUACUGGCUGGACUGCUGCCUGCUGCAGCCAUCUAUCUGCGCACACUGUGGCCCUCUCUCUACUUCACACUGAUGGCUUCACGCGCCAGAAAAGAAGACAGAGUGAAGGAGGAAUAAGAGAAAACUGCUUCUUUACAUCUUCCUAGUCUCAUUUUUAUGUCUAAAGGUAAAUACAUAAAAAUGGAUUUCAGUUGUUCGAUGUUCCCUGAUCCUUAAAAAACACACCAGUCCUUAGAUAAGCAGAACACACAUUCAUCAAACAAGAUUACAUCCUAUUUAAAUCAAAUCUUGGCUGGUCGUAAACAGUUUUCAUUUGCUCUUCCACAAAUGAAGGCCUUGAAAAGUCUUAAAUUAAUGAAGUUAAAAGUCAAAAAUGUCUUGUUUUACAAUUCAAAUAUCUAAACAUCCUUAAUUCAAGAUAUAUUUAUUGAAGAUGCAAAAUGAAGACAUGAAGUCUUGAUUUUUAAUAAAAUGAACAGAAUUGAAUGAGUUUAUCUUUAAACAAAAUGUCAGUAGGGAAUGCGAGCUGGUUUUAGCUUUGCAAUAAACUUGGCUCAACUAAAUAGAUAUUUCUGCUUUUCUAAAACAUAAAUUCACUUCAUUUUUUUUUUAUUUCUCAGGAAAUGUGUCAUGUCAUUUUUGAGUCUAUCUUGAUUUUUGUUUGUGUAAAAUUAAUUGGUAAUGGAAAUUUCACAUUUGAUUUUCAAACUUUGAAGUGUCUUUGAAACUCUUACAUUUACCUUCAUAAAACUCACAGAAGGCCCAUGAUAUUGUCCUGUAUUAAGUCAUUUGUUUCUUUAUCGAUUAAUUAUUAACCCAAAUUUAUUAUUAACUGACUUUUCCACUCCAUGCACCCUAUUAGACUUGGCGCAUUUUCAUUUUACCUUUUGCGUACAAUUAUAAAUCAAAUCACGUCUCCGUAGUUCCCUUUUUGUUAUAACUGAUCAUAUCAUAAUAUUCAGGUGGCCCUUAUUACAACAGGAAGUUGAAAUAAACUGGACGAUUUCUGUUUUAAUAAAGUUCUCACUUGCCUUCUGCCCCAAUUAUAUAUUACUUAAAACGUUUUCUUGACAACAA